AUGUCGCCGGCCUCGCGCAUCUGCCGCUUCCGGGCGCUCCAGGACGUCCUCGACGACCUGGAGCCGCUCCGCGAAUGCCCGUGCAGACCAAGCCGAGCGCCCGCGCGGCGGCGCCGCGGGAGGCCGCGCUGGUGGCCCUGGGGGCGCUCGUGCCCAACGUCACGGUCCAGCACGGCGCUGCACCUCGUCGACGCCGGCGACAGCAUCCACAAGGGAGGAGGAGUCCCGCCGGAGGUGUACGAGGUGCGCGGGGGCCGCGAGAGCCACCUGGUCGUUUCCAGCGGGCUCUACUGCUCGUGCCCGUACUUCGGCAGGCAGGUCCUGGAGGCGGGCGAGCUGUGCUGCAAGCACUGGCUGGCCGUGCAGCUGGCGCGCCGCUGCCGCGUGGGCCUGGCGGCCUCCAGCACCCUCGGCGAGGAUGAGUUUGCGGAGUGGAUGGAACGACGCCUUCCUGUUGUGGCGGCUAUACCAGCGCGUUGA
Molecule: messenger RNA, 480 nt
Organism: Prorocentrum cordatum
Lineage: Eukaryota; Dinophyceae; Prorocentrales; Prorocentraceae
Source: the annotation of a GenBank genome assembly